Trichoderma virens Gv29-8 is the source of this 726-nucleotide messenger RNA. RefSeq lists its product as uncharacterized. The coding region runs from base 1 to 726 and encodes 241 amino acids. Lineage: Eukaryota; Fungi; Ascomycota; Sordariomycetes; Hypocreales; Hypocreaceae. The record is from RefSeq and is a predicted model, not a curated record. The transcript has 2 exons.
AUGUCUUCCAACAGUCUCCUUCAAAGCAUUGUCGAUGCCAAUGGUGGCCUAGAAUACUGGAAAUCGGUCCAAUCCCUUUCUGUAGAAUUCGAGUUUUUGGGGCCGGCAUUAGAGAGCAAGGGGCUUCCAGGGCCCUAUAAGGCGGAGAUUACAGUUGAUACAAAAUCCCAAAAGGUCAUCUUCAAGCAAUUCGGCGAUUUCCACGGCUCGUGGUCCCCUACGCGAACUGAAGUUGGAAAAGUCGGUCAGCAGGCCCUCGAUGUUCGAGAGAAUCCCAAAGCCGCUUUCAGCACUCAUACCUCUGAAUCGAAAUGGGACAUUCACAAUCUCUUUUGGUUCGUAGGCUAUGCGUUCUGGAACUAUUUCAACUUUCCAUUUUACCUUGAGCAAAACCCGGAGAUCAAAACUCGCGAGCUAGAACCACUUAUUCGCGAGAAUGGCGAGAAAUGGCCUGUUUUGGAAGUCGUAUUCCCUGAUGGAUACCCGACCCACACCAAAAUCCAGCGUUUCGAUUUGGACCAUCAGUAUCGACUGAGGCGAAUGCGCUACUCUGUGGAUGUUUUUAAGAAUGAUGACCUCCCAGCUUGGCAUAACUGCUUUAAUCAUGCUGUCGCUGGGAAAAUCAGCUAUCCAACUUUACGGGUUGUGAAUAUAUCUGUCCCAGAAUUUUCAUUCUUUUCCCCUUUUAUGUUGAGGGAUGUCAAGCUGGAAGUCAAUCACUCCUGA